GUAGUCCUUUUCUUCACAAAUAAUAAGUUAUUUUGUCAUAUAUUUACCAAAUUUGUUUAAAAAAGAAUUUGAGUAGCAAGUAAAAUGCGUCCUUUGCUAUGAUGAUUUGUAGGAAAUACCCAUUCAGGGUACUUUUCGAUGUGAUUGCCGAGUAUUUUUAGCAAGAACUAUCGUCUUUCACUUCUGCCUUGGGGCAUGAUGAUAUAGCGUUAGUUGUAAACCUGGAAAUGGAACCUAACCCAAAAGAACACCAGGUUACAGAUAUACACUAAAGAUGCUGUGCUGUACUAAACUAAAGUUAGUAGACAAUCUCGUGAGUCUUAAAAAAUCGCCCUCUAAAUACUGUCUUUUGAAAAUGAAAGCCACUAUAUUACUGGGCCUACUGCUAGUGCUGCCCUCUGUGUGGGCAGGACAAGCCAAUCCCCAUGGUGCCGAUCUGGAUGAUAACGACUUUGCAGAAUUUGAAGAAAUAGAUGAAGAAGAGGCAGCAUUUGAACAGCCUCCUCAGCAACAACAACAACAGCAACAACAGCAGCAGCAGCAAAAGCAGUUUGGAGAACAGCCCAAGAAGGUUGUCAUGGCACCAGUUGAUGACGAUGAGGAAGAAGACGGAGUUGUAGAGGAUGAGGAUGAGUUUGAGCACUUGGAUGAUGAGGAAUUUGAAGGCAUCGACCAAGACACGGUCAACCUGAGGAAGGGGAAGGAUCAGACCCCUCCCCCCUUGGAAAUAACAAAGAUUCCCCUUCACCUGAGAACCAACUGGGACAGUUUCUAUCUGGAAAUGCUGAUGUUGGCAGGACUGGCUGUCUACUUCCUCAACUUUAUUGCAGGGAAGACCAAGAACAGUAAACUGGCCACGGCCUGGUUUGACGCACACAAAGAGUUGCUACAUAAAGAGUUCAGUAUAGUGGGUGAUGACGGGCAGUCCAAGGAACCCACAGAGAACCACCUAUUAAAGGAGUCUGAGCACACUUACUCCCUCUGGUGUAGUGGAAGAGUGUGCUGCGAAGGAAUGUUGGUGGAGCUGAAAUUAUUAAAACGCCAAGAUCUCAUCAAUACGAUAUCGCGGAUGUUGAGCCCAAAGUCGGAUCAGAUAUUGAUAAAAGUUACCAUGGAAGAGACAGAGAUGGAUAGUUUUGUGUUUGCUGUUGCUCAGAAGAAGGUGGCUUCCAAGCUGUUGAAAGAGCAGACAGAUCUGAACUUUUUCUGUGCUGAGAAGAAAGGUAUUGAUAAAGGGAAUAUCCCCCCGUCCCUGCAAGUACUGAGUGAGAUAGGAGAGGCCACAUCUGCUGUAUUUGACAAGACUUUUUGUGCUGUGUUGAACAGAUAUGAGAGCAAUAUUGAGUUCAUCCACUUCUCAGAUCAGUACUCUGGCCCCAAGCAGCAAGAUCAAGACACCCCAACCACCCUCCCAGAAACCAAGAAGGUGCUUCUGUUUUGCUUCAAUGUUGGUGACAAAGGACGUACAACUGUGGAAGACAUGGACGGAAUGAAAGAGCUUCUUCAGCUGGUCAUCCACUGCAUUGAUAAAGUCAAGAGGAUUAAACUGACCAAGGAGGCCAAGAUGAAGGCUGAGAAGAAUCGCCAGCGCAUGCACGAGUCGUACCUGAAGCAGACCCACUCCCAGCGACAGGAGGCCGCCCAGCUAAGGAGAGAGGAGAAGAGACGUACGGAAAAGGAACGCAUCAUGAAUGAAGAAGAUCCUGAUAAGCAGAGAAAGCUGGAGGUAGGAGUCGCCCUUUUUUAUCUUAUUUUUAUUUUUUAA
This is a messenger RNA of Lingula anatina, 1765 nucleotides long. Its product is annotated as PAT complex subunit CCDC47-like. The record is from RefSeq and is a predicted model, not a curated record. Gene Ontology annotation, biological process: endoplasmic reticulum calcium ion homeostasis. Gene Ontology annotation, cellular component: endoplasmic reticulum. NCBI's taxonomy places the organism in Eukaryota, Metazoa, Brachiopoda, Lingulata, Lingulida, Lingulidae. Gene Ontology annotation, molecular function: calcium ion binding.